Messenger RNA from Anopheles arabiensis, 1118 nucleotides. RefSeq names its product SURF1-like protein (gene Surf1). The transcript has 4 exons. Gene Ontology annotation, biological process: mitochondrial respiratory chain complex IV assembly. Lineage: Eukaryota; Metazoa; Arthropoda; Insecta; Diptera; Culicidae. Gene Ontology annotation, cellular component: membrane; mitochondrion. The record is from RefSeq and is a predicted model, not a curated record. Bases 146 to 1054 code for a protein of 302 amino acids.
AACGCAUCAAAACAAUAACAUCACACAUUGUUGGCCGUACAUUUUCUCCGCCAAACUCCCUGCCGGGCAUUUAUUUGAUUGUGCAAUCGCGUGCCGUGUAUUUGUGUGUGUGCCCAGUGUGAUAGAAAAGAAAAAUAGGAAAACAAUGCUAAAAACAAUACUUUCCACACACAUUCUGCCAACGGUGAGGCACCACAGCUGCGGGGGAUUAAGGCAUCCGGCCAAGCUGUACCAUCAUCCGGUGCCCCAACGAUGCGUACACACACGCACGAAGCCACGUAUUUCACCACCGCCGAAGCUGAAAUCGUCCUCCACGGACAGCACCGCCGGCAUCAGCCCGUUCGGCUGGGGUCUUUUGAUCAUUCCCGCCACUACGUUCGGGCUCGGCUGCUGGCAGGUGUAUCGAAAGCAAUGGAAAGAGGGCUUGAUCGACGAGCUGGAGCGCAAAAUCCACAUGUCCCCGGUGCCGAUCCCGGACGAUCUUACCGCUCUGAACGAAAUGGAGUACCAAACGGUUACGGUACGCGGCCAAUUCCUGCACGAUCAGGAGUUUCAUCUAGGGCCGCGGGCCUGCAUCCAGCACGGUGAUAGCCACACGGCCGGUGGCCUUUUCUCGCAGAAAGAAGCAUCGAUUGGUUUCCUCGUUAUUACGCCCUUUAAGCUCGAAGGACGAGACGAUAAAAUCCUAAUCAACCGUGGUUGGGUACCGAAACGAUACCUCGAUCCUGCGACGCGCCCGGAAGGUCAGGUGACCGGUACGGUCGAACUGCAGGGUGUUGUGAGGCUGCCGGAAAAUCGACCCCAAUUUACGCCGAAACAGCGCGGCGCCAUCUUCAUGUACCGCGAUGUGGAACGGAUGGCGGCCAUGAGCGGGUCGGAGCCGUACUACCUCGACGCGACGGUAGCCAGCACCGUCCCGCACGGACCGGUCGGUGGGCAGACGCGGGUAACGCUUCGAAAUGAGCAUCUUUCCUACAUCGUGACGUGGUUCAGCUUGUCCGGCUUUACCACCUGGCUGUGGUUCCGGCAGAUCGUUCGGGGCAAAUCGUUCUAGAGCGUUCCACUGCUGUUCUGUGCACAAUAAAGCAAUCGACCAUACUUUGGGGCAAUAGCAUACC